CUAACGCGGUAAAACGAUAUUCCGGUUUAGAGAAAGAGGACAGCAGGGACAGAGGCAGCAUGGCAUCCGGCAGUACUAUGGCGUAUACGAACGGCCAAGAGUCGGGAGGCUCUCUGAACGGGGAACCAGUGGUGAAGCGGUCGCGAGAGAGCGCGGAGCAGGUGACGGCGUUGCGCUGUCCAAAAGAGCCGCAGAACAAAGUGACCGUGGUGUUAGGAGCUCAAUGGGGUGACGAGGGCAAAGGAAAAGUUGUGGACUUGCUCGCCAUGGAUGCAGAUAUUGUGUGCAGGUGUCAGGGAGGCAACAACGCAGGUCACACUGUGGUGGUGGACUCUGUGGAGUAUGAUUUCCACCUGCUGCCAAGUGGAAUGCUCAACAAGAAGGCUGUCUCCUUCAUUGGAAAUGGAGUCGUCAUACACCUUCCUGGUCUGUUUGAGGAGGCUGAGAAGAAUCUGCAGAAAGGCAAAGGAUUAGAAGGUUGGGAGGAGAGAUUGAGAAUCUCUGACCGUGCGCACAUUGUUUUUAACUUCCACCAAGCUGCAGAUGGGAUGCAGGAGCAGCAGCGGCAGCAGCAGGAAGGGAAAAAUUUGGGAACCACGAAGAAGGGCAUCGGUCCUGCUUACUCCUCCAAAGCCGCUCGCAAUGGUCUGCGAAUCUGUGACCUUAUCUCCAACUUCAAGACCUUUGAGGACAAGUUCCGUAUGUUGGCUGAACAUUUCCUGACGAUGUAUCCAAACCUCAAAAUUGACAUCGAAGGUGAACUGGAGCAGCUGAAGGUUUACGCUGAGAGACUGCGCCCCUUGGUGACUGAUGGUGUGUACUUCAUGCACAAAGCUCUCACCGGACCCAGUAAGAAGAUUCUAGUGGAAGGAGCCAAUGCUGCUCUGCUGGAUAUUGACUUUGGCACGUAUCCUUUCGUGACGUCCUCCAACUGCACAGUGGGUGGAGUGUGCACCGGCCUUGGCGUGCCGCCCUCAUACGUUGGCCGAGUGUACGGCGUUGUCAAAGCGUACACCACCCGGGUGGGGGUUGGUGCUUUUCCAACAGAGCAGGAUAACGAGACCGGAGCUCUUUUACAGUCCAGAGGGAGGGAGGUUGGUGUGACAACAGGCAGAAAAAGGCGCUGCGGAUGGUUGGACCUGGUUUUGGUCAGAUACGCCCACAUGGUCAACGGCUUUUCAGCGAUUGCUCUGACAAAGCUGGACAUUUUGGACACUCUGUCUGAGAUCAAAGUAGGCAUUGCUUAUACAGUUGAUGGAAAACCUUUGCCAAGUUUCCCAGCAAACAUGGACAUUUUGACACAGGUGACGGUGGAGUAUGAAACACUGCCUGGUUGGUGCUGCAGCACCGAAGCAGCUCGGAGCUUUGAGGAGUUGCCAUCACAGGCCAAAAACUACGUCCGCUUCAUUGAGGAUUUCCUUCAGGUUCCAGUUAAAUGGGUCGGAGUGGGCAAGUCCAGGGAGUGUAUGGUCAAACUUUACUGAUUUCACUGUAGUUUUUACCUCCUUUAGUCCACCCCCGUUGCCCCCAACAUGGUCCAUUCACUUACUAAAGUGGUUUCAAAUGUAGACUUCGAGACAAAGUAAACAACCUUCACCAGCAAGAACAUUCGUAAAACGCUUGUUGCUUCACAUUUACAGUAAUUCUUGCCAGGUGUGAUUCGUGCAUUCCAUGUUUCUAUAUUUAUUAGGUUGUUAGCUUUUAAAACAAUUCUUUUUAGACUUGGGAUCUCUAAGGGUACGUUCAUUUUGGUUUACGAUAGUAAUGGGGUGUAAACAAAACGCACAAAUACGUAUGACUUGAUUACAUUCAAUUCGUUUUGUCAAAAAUGAAAAGAAAAAAAAAAUCUUGUAAACACCUUGCAAUGUUUAAUAAAGUAAUGUGGUAAUGUUGCUUAGUUGUUUUUAAUCCAGCUCUUUUAUUCCCUAAAAUUGUCUGUUUAUUUUCGUUAUAUACAUAAUGUAGCUGUGUGACUAAGGGUUGUUGUUGGGUUUUUAAAGCUUUUUUUUGUUUUUUCCACAAAGACGGACUAAACGAACAAAAUGUUGUCUUAGUCUAAACAAUGCAAAAGUCAUUUCAUUUCUAUUGUACGAGUAACGAAAUAAAGGCUUAUUAAAGGUA
Molecule: messenger RNA, 2121 nt
Organism: Cynoglossus semilaevis (tongue sole)
Lineage: Eukaryota; Metazoa; Chordata; Actinopteri; Pleuronectiformes; Cynoglossidae
Gene: adss2l
Product: adenylosuccinate synthase, like
Exons: 13
Coding region: 60-1484 (474 amino acids)
Biological process (GO): IMP metabolic process; 'de novo' AMP biosynthetic process
Cellular component (GO): cytoplasm
Molecular function (GO): adenylosuccinate synthase activity; GTP binding
Source: RefSeq, a predicted model, not a curated record